AUUCGUUCUGUUUAUAUUUUAUUCCCGAACUAAAAAUGUCCACAAAUUUGGUUAAUGUACAAUUGACUGGAGAAGGCCCCAACAUCAAAAAUGAGCCUAAUGAUAUAAAUAAAAAGGUACCUCCUGAUGUAAAGAAGGAACAAAAACAAUAUCAACCAAAUUCAUUCUAUAAAAAAAAGAAAAAUCAGAAGAUAAAUAACAUCCAAAAUUUUAAUAAUGCAACCCCAGCCCAGAUUUUCGCUCUGCACCAUGGACCAAACUACUUUGUACCUCCAAAUCUGGCUCAGAAUUUGGGGGGACCAAGUUUAUACACAAUGCCUGGGAUGCACCAAAACAUGGUAUUCAUGGGAUGGGAUGGACAGAAUGCUGCGCUGAAGCCAAAUCCACAAACACUUGGACGCAAAAAGUCUACAAGAAUGUUGCGAAUGCGACAAGAAAUACAGCAACUUGCUGCUGUUACUAACCUGUCAGACAAACAAAGAAUAGCGAGGGAGAUGAGUAUAGUAGACCAAAUGGACUCGGAAGUAAAGAAAUACAAAAAAUUAGUUACGAUUCACACGUCAAUACUACGAAUAACUAAGCCUACUAGAAGAAAGAUGAAAAUGAUACAAGAAAUACAGAAAGCUGCCGCUAAAGCUAACCGGGCAGAAAAAGAGAGAAUAGAGCGGGAAAUGAGUAAAAUUCAAGGAAUGGACUCAUCAAAGGAGUUGCAACAUUUAGCUAUACUUAAGCAGUCAAUAUCCAUAAACAGAAAAUCAACAAUCUUCACAAAAACUGUUGAUUCAGCAGCACUAAAGCAACAAAAACCAGUUAUAACAAUUUUAACAGCACAAACAAACAAUGACAACUUCACACAAGACAUUGUGACACCAGCACAAAGUUUGCAGCAGCAACGUAACCAGUCCCAUGUUGUCAAUCCAAAUAUUUCUGACAUAACCAGAAGAGGGGCGAGAAACAACAAAAAAAAGAACACUGUAAUACAGAAUGUGCAAGUGAUUAACGUCUACAAACCUGGCAGUAGUACGAGCCAGUUCCAAGCCCCGCACCAAGACGAGCCGGAGGACCUAUCAGACGAUCUGGCCCCGCACAUGGGGCAGGCCCAGCAGCAGCCUGCCACUCAAACCCUGCCCUUGACAGCGGAAAAUAAACUAAACUUUAAGUUCCAAAGAACUACCCAAACAAAGACUCCAGACUGGUCCGAGUACCAGAACAAGUUCAAGCGGAUCGGGGGUGCCUCUCCGGACCAAGAGGAUGAAGACUGCCAGGAGGUCAAACAGGAACCCAAUAAGGACCAGUCUAUUAAUACUGGAUACAUGUUCGAAGAAGAUGUUGAGAUGAAGGAACUCCCGACCCACCACAUCAACGUGAAGCAGCUGAAUGUGGCCGUUACCACCGAACCUUACCUCUACCUUAGUGAUGACCAGGUCAAGGAAAUUGAUGAGGCCCUAGUGAACAAAAUCCAGGAUGCCAUCUUCAACCAACAGCUAUCAUACAUCCCAACCUUCCAAGACAUUCCUGUACACAAUUUAGGACAUCUACCACUCAAUUGUCAAGGACCUAAAGACCUAAUUUGGCUGCACGAAACACUUUCAAGCAUACCCUCACCUAUACCAAAUGUCAAUUUAGUGAUCAAACCUCAGAGUGAAAUACCCAACAUGAUAAAAGUCAAACUAUUUGUGCCGAACUUCUCAGGCAAUUUGGAAGAACUGAAAUAUCUUUUGCAGAAGCAAAACCAUUGGUAUGAUUUGAGUACAUGGAUGCUUGUUAAAAGUGAGAAACAAGGAGAUGAUCCUUCAAAUUACACUUUAGAAUAUCGCGUUCCGGAGAUACAAGCUAUGAUUAUUGACAACAGGGAUAGACGUGUAGCUUACUCACUUGGAUCAAUCUUUGCUAUAGUUUCAGACGAUGACACUAUAGAUACUGAAAAGGUUUUCAAAUACCGUAACGCGGCCAUGCAUCUACAAGUAUGUGUCUUAACGGAACCAUUUCGCUACCUGACUGUGUUAGAAGUAGAAAUGAUCAGGCUAGCAUUAGUGUACAAGUUAGAGAAGGAUGUGUAUUCGGAGAGUGGAUAUAUACCAGCUUUUAGAGGCUGUCCGGGGCAUUUUAAAGGCGGCUUGAAGAUUUGGUGUGAAAGCGACCGAGACUUAGGAUGGCUUAGGGAAGCAGUAUUAUCAAUAGUUUCACCGGCUAUUGGAACGAAGCUGAUUAUUAAACAGCAAGGUGCUGUACCGCAGAGAGCUAGAAUGACUGUGUCCAUACCAACCACCGAAGACGGAGCUUUUAUUUUAAAAGUUCUAAAAAGACAGAAUCCUUGGUGUGACGUGGACUCUUGGACGUUGUUUUCAACAUGGCUGGACGCCAAGUCGAAAGGCCUUACGUGUGUAUUUUAUAUACCACAUAAGCACAUACGGCUUAUAAAGGAGAAAUACUGCCGUCUUUCGUUUUUACUUGGCUAUGUAAAGGCUGAUAUUAAAAUAGAAUAAUUUUAACUUAAUGGCUGUGGAUAUUUGUGAGUACUCGUGUUGAAUAUAAACUUAUAAGUUAAGAUAAAUUGCUUUUAAAACAUGGCUACAAUGAAAG
Molecule: messenger RNA, 2583 nt
Organism: Cydia amplana
Lineage: Eukaryota; Metazoa; Arthropoda; Insecta; Lepidoptera; Tortricidae
Exons: 6
Coding region: 36-2486 (816 amino acids)
Source: RefSeq, a predicted model, not a curated record